Malassezia sympodialis ATCC 42132 is the source of this 2508-nucleotide messenger RNA. RefSeq names its product small subunit rRNA maturation protein UTP4 (gene UTP4). Gene Ontology annotation, biological process: maturation of SSU-rRNA from tricistronic rRNA transcript (SSU-rRNA, 5.8S rRNA, LSU-rRNA). Gene Ontology annotation, molecular function: protein binding; RNA binding. NCBI's taxonomy places the organism in Eukaryota, Fungi, Basidiomycota, Malasseziomycetes, Malasseziales, Malasseziaceae. The record is from RefSeq and is a predicted model, not a curated record. Gene Ontology annotation, cellular component: small-subunit processome; t-UTP complex; 90S preribosome.
AUGAGCGACGCGAGCCAGGCCCACGGGCGUGCGGUGGCGGCCUUGCCGCUCCAUCGCGUGCGGUUUGUGGACUGGAGUCCGUCCGCCAUCACGGCCCUCGCGUUUUCGCCGGUACCCGUGGCGAGUAGUGGUAUGGCGUCCAGCCUGGGCGCCACGCGGUCCGUGCUAGCAGUCGGCCGUGACAAUGGCAACAUUGAUCUUUGUACAUGGUGCGAAGAUACUCGCUCCGGAAGCAAAUCUAUGGCGAAGGGCUGGAUGCCAGAAAUGACCUUGCUGGGCGAUAUCCAGUACAAAAUCGAGUCGCUUGCUUUUACCGUAUCCCACACGCCUCAAGGCACACCCUAUCUGCGGCUCUUUAGUACAUCAGGUGGCAGUAUCGUAUCGGAGCACUUUUUGCCUGCGUCCAUUGCCCGAAUCAGCGAAGAUGGACCGGCGACCCUGGCGCUGGAAGAGCACCAGGUACCGACGCGCACCCUGCCGUCACAAGGUGGCGCGAUUUGGAGCAUGGCGGCCAGCAGCACGGGUAAGUACCUUGCGAUUGGGUGUGAGGAUGGUAUUGUGCGCCUGAUCAACGUCGCAGGUGACGCGUUUGAGCACGUCACUGCGUCGCGAGGUACAAUUGAGAAGGUGCCUGUGCAGCCUCGCAUGUCGCGCGUGGCAAGCCGCAUCCUGAGCCUGGCAUGGGGCCCUCCGAAGCGCGUAGCCAGGCGCCAUGACGCGGACUUGUCUUCGGACGAGGACGAAGACACAUGGCAGGAUACAUUCCUUCUUGGCGGCCUAGGCAAUUCGACGGCGGCGGUGUGGGACGUGGCUACGGGCCAGAUGCGCUCUCGUUUGACACUGCUAAAGAACCGCCAAGAGCACACCAUCGUGUGGUGUGUCGCAGUCUUGCGCGAUGGAACGCUGGUGGCCGGCGAUUCCACCGGGCGCGUGACCUUCUUUGAUGCGCGGACACGCGUGCCUAUACCCGGCGCCACAUUCCAGUGCCAUACAGCCGGCGCUGAUGUCCUCUCCCUGUGUGUUAGCAAUGAUGCCAAAGCCGUCUACAGCGCGGGCGUCGACCAAAAGGUGGUGGAAUACACUCUCGUCAGCUCCACGUGGACUCACACAGGCACGCGCCGUUUGCACGCGCAUGAUGUGCGCGCGCUCGCCAUGGAUCCACCCCUGAAUAUGUGCUUGCCAGCCUCGACCCCACGUGUUCCGAUCCUGGUCAGCGGCGGCCUUGACUACCACCUGGUCUUGACGCCUGCAUCUCAUGCAGCGUGGCGCAAGUCGUCGGAUACCAACCCUGUCUCGUCCAGCACGUCAACAUCGUUUGCUGACACAAUCCAGCGCCGUAUUGCGUUUGUUCCUGCGAGUGCUCGCGAUGGAGUCGUCUGCGUCGCUCCUGGGCAGCGUUGGAUUGUGCUGCGGCGGGAUCGGAGCGUAGGGCUCUGGCAGAUCGAGCAGGGGGGAGCGUGGCGCAAGGUGCUCGAAAUGGAGGUGCAGGUGCGCUCCAAUAUUGGUGCUGCAGCCAUCUCGCACGACGGCCGCUUCCUUGCCAUCUCUGAUCUAUAUGAAACGAAACUUUACAGCUUGAAGGACAGCCCUCGGCUAGUCAAGGGGCUCGGUGCGGCCAUGUACAGGCGCCCUGUGCCUGUGCCCGGUGCCUCGUCGCUGAUGUUCACGCCGGACAGCACACGUCUGAUUCUCUGUACUCGGCAGGGCGCUUUUGUGCAUGUUAUCCAGCUGCCGGUACACGACGACGUGCCCCUUAAGCUUCUGAAAUCGUUCGAGCAGCACCGCUCGCGCCGCGCGGCAGUCGAUGGGCGCGUCCUUGCUGGUCAAGUGCGAUCAGACGCGGACGCGACGCCCCUCGCCGACACAUCUGCGUCCGCCCACGGCCCGCGCGAUGCCUUCGCGCCCGUGGUGCUAGCGGCCAUCUCGCCUGACAGUCAGUGGUUGCUCACCGGCGAUGCCAGUCGCCGCUUGCACGUGUUCCACCUAGACACACUCUCUUACCAGCGUGCGCUCGCGUCGCCAGCCUGCCUGCCGAGCAGUGCAUGCUUCCAUCCGACGCAACCGAGUCUGCUGGUCAUCACGCUGCCGACGAACCAGGUAUCGUUCUACGAUUUGGACGCCGACCAAGAGCCUGCGUGGGAGAACGGACUGCGCCAAGAGCUCGAUGCGCAGCUCGGGCGCAUCCGCGAGCCUGUAGUCGGCUCGACAUGGGUGCCCAGCCCAGCUGGCGCGACGCUCAUCCUGCAUGGCCCGACGUGGAUGUGUACUGCGCGCCAGAGCGAGGCCAAAGCAGCCGCGCGCAAAAAGCGCCGCAAUACGGGUGAGGAGCCUGACGAGGCAGGGGCCUGGACCGUUCGCACCACGUUCAAGUACCAGCCGCUGCUUCAUGUCGGCGCGCUCACAUCUUCGGGCGUCGCCGCCGAGCUGCUCGUGGUGGAGCGGCCGUAUUUCUCGUUGGCGCAGUCUUUGCCACCUGCGUUCUACCGUGGGGCCAAGUAUGGUACAUAG